Messenger RNA from Salvia splendens (bonfire salvia), 609 nucleotides. RefSeq lists its product as uncharacterized. The transcript has 4 exons. The record is from RefSeq and is a predicted model, not a curated record. Lineage: Eukaryota; Viridiplantae; Streptophyta; Magnoliopsida; Lamiales; Lamiaceae. Bases 1 to 609 code for a protein of 202 amino acids.
AUGCGAGCUGUGCUUAACAUGCACUCAUUGUUCUUGGUGAAACCUGACCCUGUUAAAGAAGAUUGUGUCGACUCGCGGUGGAAAUGGUUCAAGGGCUGCCUAGGUGCACUCGAUGGCACGUACAUAAACGUGUUAGUUGGCAGUGACGUUAAACCUAGGUUUUUAACACCUUUCAAGGGAGUUCGAUAUCACUUAAAGGAAUGUGGCCCAGCUAAAGAGCGACCACGUGACAAACAUGAGAUGUUCAAUUUGCGCCACACAAAAGCUCGUAACAUUAUUGAGCGAGCAUUUGCAGUUCUCAAGAUGAGGUGGGGAAUAAUUCGAAGCCCUUUUUUCUACCCGCUGAAAGUACAUAUUCGGUUGAUCAUGUGUUGCUUUCUGUUGCAUAACUUCAUACGUGGAGAGAUGGUUGUCGAUCCGAUAGAACAACAGCUCGAAGGUUUGUUUGAACAUUUUGACACAGUGGAGGAGACCGAUGACAUUGAGUAUAUUGAUGUUGUCGAACUGUCGUCGGAGUGGAACCAAUACAGAGACACAAUGGCUCGUGAUAUGUGGGCUCAAGGUCAUCAUAAUGGAGCAAAUAUGGAUGACAUUGUUGGUGAAGAAUGA